UGUACGCUACAGUAGGAUCAUAUGACUUUAGUCGAUGAAAAUGAAAGCUGGGUGCAGCCAGCUUAAACCUGCAGUGCUUAUUUUGGUCUUUAAUUUAUGUUUUUAUGGAAGUUAUCAAGUAACCGAUCUGCAGGUAUGUGAGCUCUGCAGCGGUGCUGUCCUUAAUGGCACUGCAGUGGGCCGGUUCUGCUCCUCAUCCGCUGGUCGGAUAGAAGGACGAUGCUGCUUGAGAAAUGACAACACAAGUGACCCUGAACACAUCAUCGGGUUGGAUCUGUCCAAUUGUUCACUAACUCAUGUGGAGGAUCUCCAGAGAGCAUCAACAGCAUUAAUGAUAGACCUCUCACUCAAUCCAAUUGUCAACAUCAGUGAAGCAGCCUUCCAAGGAUUUAUUGAGUUAAAUUACAUGAUUUUACCACAAGACAUAUUUUGCCCAGGGGGCAACACUUCUUGGGAAAAGGUAGAGGUCAAAGAGGGAAAUCGUUUCUGUGAAGGCCAAAAAGAUACGUGCAACCAGACCGGACAGCUGUCCAUGAACUGCCCGGAGAACUCCCUCUGCGCGCCCUACGGCCCGAGCUUCUUCGAGUGUAGCUGUGCUGACGCCUAUCAUGGAUACAAGUGUCUGCGAGAGGGGGAGUUCCCUCUUCUGCAGGUGUUUGCGCCUCUUGGAGUGUCUACAUUUGUCAUCUCUCUCCUGCUGUGGCUCACCCAGAGACGUAAGGCCGAGCCACUCUGAACUGCACUCAACUUUCUUUAAUCCCUGAUGAUCUACUGAGCUAUAGUCGAAAGGGAAAAUGCUGACACAAAGUCUGAGGUGACCCCAGGCUUUUUUUUUAAAACGACAUUUUGUAUUACUGCGUGUCAGCUUUAUUUAAUUUACGUACAUUUUAAAAACUGACAUUUUCAUCAGUGCAAUUUUAGGAAGAAAGUAAAUUGAACAUUUUAAAUAUUUCUACCUUUUGUCAAUAAUACCAAUGUUACCAAUUUAAUUAUAUUUUUUAAAUGACUCAAGAUAUUAAUGAGCAAGUUAUAUUAAAGAGCAUUCUGAGGCUUUGCUUGAUAUUAUCUGUGCCGAACGUGCACUGAAUGUGUGUGAGUUUACACGAUGGAACUACUAAUUUCACAAAGUGUUGCUGCAUGUUGAACAUGUGCUUCACUCACAGCAAAACCAAGUCCUGAUCAAAAAUGUUUCGAUUUUUUUACUGUAUAAAGUUACAUUUUAAAAGUGAGUCAUUGAGUUGAACUACUACAGCACACUAUCUAGUCUUCACCUGCUUUUAGCACAUCUUAAUCUGAACACAUCUGAAUGUAUCUGAUCAAAUGUGUUUAGUCAAAUGUGAAAUAUGUUGAUGGGAAAGUGGUUUUGAUGCUUCUUCACAAUGAGAUUGAGAGUUUUAAUAUAAAGUUCUAAUAAAAUAUUAAGAACAGUA
Molecule: messenger RNA, 1430 nt
Organism: Trematomus bernacchii (emerald rockcod)
Lineage: Eukaryota; Metazoa; Chordata; Actinopteri; Perciformes; Nototheniidae
Gene: atraid
Product: all-trans retinoic acid-induced differentiation factor
Exons: 7
Coding region: 35-736 (233 amino acids)
Biological process (GO): positive regulation of osteoblast differentiation
Cellular component (GO): intracellular membrane-bounded organelle
Source: RefSeq, a predicted model, not a curated record